This is a messenger RNA of Harmonia axyridis, 402 nucleotides long. RefSeq lists its product as uncharacterized. Bases 1 to 402 code for a protein of 133 amino acids. The record is from RefSeq and is a predicted model, not a curated record. The transcript has 2 exons. NCBI's taxonomy places the organism in Eukaryota, Metazoa, Arthropoda, Insecta, Coleoptera, Coccinellidae.
AUGGGCUACUGGAGACGAGCGGCGGGAAGAUCUAAGCUGGAAAGAGUGAGAAACGAGAAAAUCCGAGAAAUUAUGGGUGUAGAACAAACUAUAGUCGAAGAAGUGAGAGUGAAGCAGUUGAAAUAUCAUGGGCACGUCCAAAGAAUGGCACCAGAAAGACUUACAAAACAGAUAUUGGACUGGGUACCCGCGGGAAAAAGGAGAAGAGGAAGACCAAGGAAUAGUUGGAGAGAAGGCAUCAACAAAGAAAUGCAGGAAAGAGGACUGGAAGAGAAUCAAUGGAUUGGCCGUGCCGAGUGGAGACUAGAGGUAUCGGAAGACUUCGGAGCAAGUUGUAAAAGCCGAUAUUAUUAUUAUUAUUUGAACUGGGGUCGUUUUGCUCGGAGUAUUUUAUUCACUUGA